Molecule: messenger RNA, 1416 nt
Organism: Mercenaria mercenaria
Lineage: Eukaryota; Metazoa; Mollusca; Bivalvia; Venerida; Veneridae
Exons: 3
Coding region: 154-1260 (368 amino acids)
Molecular function (GO): protein binding
Source: RefSeq, a predicted model, not a curated record
CACCCGUCCAUGGGUAUCAUAAACAGGCAUCUCUUUCAGCUACGCCCAUGGCAUUUAGCACAUCACGUGAUUUUGGGAAAAUGAAAGUAGAACAGUUCUGUUUGUUCAGUUGUGGAUCGAAAAAAGAUUAAGUGUUCGUAGCAGACAAAGGUCAUGCCUAAGAAAAAGAAAUCACAAGAGCUACAGCGAAGGAUGAAUCCGCCCUUACAGAGCAGUGUCGAUACGGAGGACAUAGAGCCCGAGAUGGACGAGGAAACACUGCAGAAAAUGAAGGAGAAAAUGUUGAGGGAACACCCCGAAUUCAAGAAAGUGUUUCAGCACUUGGAAAAGUCUGGCAAAGAUAGAACUGAACAGGCGCAAAAUUCUUCUGUCGUGUUUACAAAUAAGAGAGGAACUGUUACUGAAGAGCUUCUGAUGCAAUAUCCGAAUUCGCCCACAGCUAAACAAACCAUGAUUGCACUGAACCACUAUCAGUUCGCCUUUUGCGUUUUAUGGAGUUACACUAAGCCAAGAGUCCUAGUACAAUCCGACUGCGAUUCCAUCCAGCCAGGACUUCAUCACUACAUGGAGGGGUAUAUGAUUGCCAUGUAUAUGAGUCAGCAGUUUCCCCUGCCCCCGACAAUAGAAACCUUGGUGGAGGACUACCUACGCUUAAGGCCGAAUGACUCACUUGUCGAAUAUUUUCACGUGACAAUCGUUGUCGACAUGCAAACGAAAAAGAAAUCAGAUUAUGAAAGUUGUAAAGAUAUUAUUCGAGCACACGAAAUAUUUGUGCAUAAAAUAUUUCCUUUCAAAAAUGUGGACACUGAAAAACGCAUUCUGAUAGAUUCAUAUUACUUGUUAGGAGCUAAAUACACGUCAACAGAUCAAGAUGUGCGUGCUUUAGACGCAUUUGAGAAAUGCUAUGCUUUAGAUGAGACAAAUAUUGGUGCUUUGUACAGCGUUGCUUUUCAUUACAUGACAAAAGACCCCGAAAAGGCAUUGAAACUGUGUAACAAAUACUUAGACAUGGCUCCGAAAUGUGACGAAAAGUAUCCCAACGUACACUACGUGAUGGGAUUUAUCUAUGCAACACAUAUGAAAAAUAUUGAGCUUGCGAAAAAGUAUUACUAUCUAGGACAGAAGGCGGAAACUUUAAGGCUUCCUUUUAACCCACCUACAGAUUUCAGUAUCAAAUACUUCCUUGAAUCAUUAAUUCCGCUUGCAGGAACCAAACGGAGGCAGCUUGAGAACGCUUUGGAACACAUUGACCUUGAUUAAGCUAUUUCUGAAUACAAACAGUUCAUUGUCACCUAAAACAGAUUCAUCUUACAGCCUGACGUUGUAACAAAUUCUCAUGGGUAAAUGUCGGUUUAGUUUAAAGGAAAACAUUUGAAUUUAACAAAUCGUAAAAAUCAGCAUUUUGUAAAAUUGAAA